AUGGCGCCAAACGACGAGCAAGCAAGCAAGGAUCCGGCGAGCAAUCCAAAGCAGAGCAACACUGCUACAUCAACAGAGCACCAAGCUUCAUCUCCCUCGUUGCUGACGCAGCCAACCCGACACCCACCUCACAACACUCUGCACACUCCUACCAUGCCCAAGACGACACCUUCAAGAAGGUGGCGACGCACGUUGCGCCGUUGCCGUCCAGUCUUGAAAAGACAAGGGUUUUCACCCGGGUCAUGGAGCAGGAGGGAGAGGAAACGAACCUCGACGAAGCCUCCAAGGAGGAGAACGACACCUGCCCGUGUCGUCGACGCCGUGGCCGGAGAACCAGCCAGGGAUUUCUCCCGGUCCAGUUCCGCUGCUCUAGGCAACCCCACCAACCACGGAUCCGGCGUCCAGAGGCCGCCGGCGACCAGAUCCGGCGAGGAGGAGCGCUCUGAGGGGAAGUGGAAGCCGCCUUCAGAUCCAGACGCGAACAUGGAUGCCGCGCCCCCGCUGCGACCGGCGCCAGCGCCCGCCGUCACUUGCCGCCCUCGCGACCAAGGAGACGGGGGACAACACCCGCAACGCCGCUCGCCGCAGAAAACGACGCCGCCGCGCCACCCGAGGCCGCUGCCUCGGCGCCCAAAGCCCUCCGCGAAGAGCGAAGCAGCCAGAUCCUCGCCGCCGCCGUCCUGGGCGACCACGCGGGCUUCGCCGGAGGCCUCCUCGGGCGGCGGCGAGAGGGGGAGGAGGGGGGAAGGGGGGCCGGCGGCUAGGGUUUUCGUCGCCUCCCGUGUCGCCCCGAGCGGAGCGACGCGGGGGCCAGAGGAGGGCGUGAAGAAGACCCCCCCACCUCCCUCCCUCUCCCCACCCACUCACUGA
Messenger RNA from Aegilops tauschii subsp. strangulata, 870 nucleotides. The record is from RefSeq and is a predicted model, not a curated record. Lineage: Eukaryota; Viridiplantae; Streptophyta; Magnoliopsida; Poales; Poaceae.